This is a messenger RNA of Salvia splendens (bonfire salvia), 1544 nucleotides long. Its product is annotated as tubby-like F-box protein 3. The record is from RefSeq and is a predicted model, not a curated record. The transcript is spliced from 5 exons. Bases 244 to 1410 code for a protein of 388 amino acids. Lineage: Eukaryota; Viridiplantae; Streptophyta; Magnoliopsida; Lamiales; Lamiaceae. Gene Ontology annotation, molecular function: protein binding.
GACAACUUAUCUCGAAUUCUCUCUUUACUCGAAAUUCUUGUUUUAUCUCACGUUUUUUUUUCUCUUGAAUAUUCUGCUUAGAUUUCUCAGCUCUCAAAAAUCUCUCAUUUGAGUCGUUUUCCUCCUGAAUUUGGUGUGUUUUUGGUGAAUAUAAUCAUCACCAACAUGUACGUGUAGCAUCUACGUCAAUUUUGGUGUGGAAUUGCAAUUUUGUAGAAAAUUUAGAGGUGUUUGUGCGGUGCCAUGAUGAAGCUGGGACUGAAAUCACGGUCGCGGAGAGUGGUGCAGGACAGCUCAAUGGCGGUGGAGAAUAAAAGCGAAUCGGAAGAAAAGUGCAGUUAUUUUAGGUGGGCUAGUUUGCCGCCGGAGUUAUUGAGGGAAGUACUGAUGAAAUUGGAGGAAUCGGAGUCCAAGUGGCCGGCGAGGAAACACGUAGUGGCUUGUGCGGGUGUGUGUAAGAGCUGGAGGGAAGUCAUGAAGGAGGUCGUCAAGACUCCAGAAGCUUCUGGAAUGAUCACGUUUCCUAUAUCUGUGAAGCAGCCUGGCCCACGAGAAUCUCUUAUGCAAUGCUUUAUAAGAAGAAAUCGAUCAAAUCAAACAUAUUAUCUUUUUAUGGGCUUAAGUCAAGCACUUGCUGAUGAUGGCAAGUUUCUUCUUUCUGCUCGCAAGUGUAGGCGGCCGACACGUACAGAUUACAUGAUCUCUCUACAUGCAGAUGAUACUUCAAAGGGAAGUGAGACUUAUGUAGGAAAAUUAAGAUCCAAUUUUCUCGGAACGAAGUUUGUCGUCUUUGAUGCUCUUCCUCCCCAUUCUGGAGCCAAGAUGGCAAAAAGCUGGUCCACCCGCAUGGUCGGCUCAAAACAGAUUUCGCCUAAGCCUCCUGCCGGCAACUACACAGUAGCUCACAUCUCGUAUGAGUUGAAUGGGUUGGGAUCCAGAUGUCCAAGAAGAAUGCAUUGUGUCAUCGAUGCAAUCCCAGUGUCUGCCAUUAAACCCGGAGGCAUUGCUUCAACGCAGACAUAUUUGCCUCUAACUAGCAUUGACUCGUCUCCUGCUCUCCCGUUCUUCCGCCUACACUCAAACAGUAUCGAAAAAUCCUUGCCUGGCUCGGUGAGCAACCAUGCUGACACCCCCCUCAUCUUAAGAAACAAGGCACCACGAUGGCACGAGCAGCUUCAGUGCUGGUGCUUGAACUUCCACGGCCGCGUCACUGUCGCAUCAGUGAAGAAUUUCCAGCUGGUUGCUUCCCCAGAGAAUGGCGUGGCCGGACCAGAACACGAGAAGGUCAUUCUUCAGUUCGGGAAGGUGGGGAAAGAUGUCUUUACGAUGGACUAUCGCUACCCUCUAUCGGCCUUCCAGGCGUUCGCCAUCUGCCUCAGCAGCUUCGACACGAAAAUCGCAUGUGAGUAGUACUAGUUUGGAGUGGUUGAGAAUUAGAAUGAUGUUUAAAUAAAGGCAUAUGAUUCUUAACCACCUUUGUUGGAUCAAAUAGAAUGUAAUGUAAAUAUUAUUGUUUUUGUAUGUUAAAUCAAUCCUUUUCGGUA